UUUCACAUUUCCCAGUUUUCCUUACAAUGAAAGUUAAAAAGAAAACACGAUUAUAAACAGUUAAACCGUUUAUUAAUUGUACGGCUUUUCAUUUUGUAUUAAAACACAAUAUUGUCAACACACUAGUAACUUAUAAUUAGAAAAACCCUUCAAAUAAACUUUAAUAUUGCAUUUCGUAUCCGCAACCCAUUGUGGUAGGUCCCCGAGGUUAUCAAAAGCCAAAAAGGGCGCCGAGUCAAACGGAUUCUAUCUAACUUAGCACACGCAUAGCCAAGGUAGGAAAUAAUUAAUGAUGAUUGGCCUCAAAUUACCCCCUAUACCCAUCUCUUUCGCACACCGAUCCCGUUUUUUCACAAACCUGGAAGCUAUAUAAGGGGAACAGGUAGGCCGAGCCGACAGAAGCCCGCGGGACGCUUGACUGCUCGCACGAUAACUCGCGAUCGCGAUGGCUGCCGAAACGUACGGACACCGUUUGAUUUACGAGAAGGACAUCUUCACGAACGACGUCAUGCUGGAGUACAGCACCGAGGAGUGCUACAUGGCGUGGCCCAGGUCUCCGGACUCUGGCCGGUCGAGCCUGGAGCCGACACCGUCCAUGGACGGCAGUAUCCAGGAAUCGACACACAUUGCGUAUAGAGGCCUUUCCCGAGACAUGGUUCUGGAAGACAGUGCUGAGGAUAACGAGAUCUUGGAUGGUGGUGGGAAGAGAAGGGGGCGCGCGACCAGUGCCGCUGUUCUGAGGAGGAGGCGACUAGCUGCCAAUGCCAGGGAGAGAAGAAGGAUGCAAAAUCUGAACAAGGCGUUCGACAGGCUUCGUGGUCACCUUCCGUCUCUUGGAGCUGAUCGCCAGCUGUCUAAAUAUGAAACUCUGCAGAUGGCCCAGACGUACAUAGCAGCCCUUUACGAACUCCUGCAAUAGUUCUACAUCAUUGUGUUUUGCCAAAUUGUGUCUACAGGGAUAUUUAUUAUAAAUUUAAUACUCAUCGGGUUACCACGUAGCGUUUAAAAUUGUGCUUAAUUUUAGUUUUUUUUAAGUAACACCCGCGGUUUUGAGUUACUGGUAUCGUGUUGCAGAUUUACGCUUAUUUUUUUUUUUAGUGCAGUGACAAUUUUUAUAGUCGAUUUAAUUUUAACUGUCAAUAGUGUUGUAACUUCAUCGAAAGAUUUUGUAAAAGUAAUGGGAUUUUAAUAUUUUAAAGUCUAGUUUCAAACUGUUACCACCGAACUAGUGUUACACUAUUAGUUUAGCUUUUGAAAUGUUUUUAUUUGUAUAUUUUAGUACUCAGUGUAAUCCGUCCUGCCGAUAGUUAGUUUUAAGUUGAAAUCAUCUUGCCAACGAAAGUAUUAUGCUCCAAACAUUCCUUAGAAUAGAAUAUUUUGUAUAUAUGUAUUGUGUAGUUCUCUACCUACCCCACUAGGGUGAAUGCUUGAAAAGUUGUUAAACCACUAGUUAAGUAGACGUAAGUGUAAAAUUUAGUAUACAAAUGUUUUCUUUUUGUAAAUAUAUGAUGUUUGAAAAAUUAUUUGUUGUUUCGCUUUCCUAACUUAUUUCUAAAUUUGUCUUUCCUCAA
Manduca sexta (tobacco hornworm) is the source of this 1571-nucleotide messenger RNA. Its product is annotated as protein atonal. Gene Ontology annotation, molecular function: protein dimerization activity. NCBI's taxonomy places the organism in Eukaryota, Metazoa, Arthropoda, Insecta, Lepidoptera, Sphingidae. The coding region runs from base 446 to 919 and encodes 157 amino acids. The record is from RefSeq and is a predicted model, not a curated record. The transcript has a single exon.